AUGGCAUCUUCUUCAUCUGCUCAGUCGUGGAAUCAUGAUGUUUUUCUUAGUUUUAGAGGAACAGACACUCGCAAGACCUUUGUGGAUCAUCUCUAUUCAGCUCUUGUACAACAAGGAAUAUACACUUACAAAGAUGACGAAACACUUGCUCGAGGUGAAGCCAUCGGUCCAUCGCUAUUGAAGGCCAUUGAAGAAUCGCGGAUUGCUGUCAUUGUAUUCUCUGAAAACUAUGCUGAUUCUUCUUGGUGCUUAGAUGAACUUGUGUAUAUUAUGAAAUGCAAGGACGAGAGAGGCCAAAUUGUUAUGCCCAUAUUUUAUCACUUGGAUCCCUCUGAAGUCCGAAAACAAAAGGUGAAAUAUGGAGAAGCUCUUGCAAAACAUGAGUUGGAGAAUAAAAAUGUCGUAUCUUGGAGAAAAGCACUUACUGAUGUAGGCAACCUUUCUGGUUGGGAAACCAAGCACGUCGCCAAUGGGCAUGAGGCAAAAUGCAUCAAAGAAAUUGUUGACACAAUCUCAGAUAGACUGUGUGUGGCAAUUUCUAGUGACAAUGAAGACCUGAUUGGAAUAGAGGCUCGCCUGCAAGAUUUGAAAUCAAAGUUAGACAUGGAAUCAGAUGGUGUAGUGAUGGUUGGAAUAUGGGGGCUUGGGGGUGGUGGUAAGACUACUCUUGCAUCCGCUCUUUAUGAUGAAAUCUCUGGCAAGUUUGAUGGUUCCUGCUUUGUAAAAGAUGUUAGGGAAGAAACAAGAAAGCAUGGUUUGCCAAAAUUGCAAAAAGAAAUUCUCUCACUUGUUUUGAAACUAGAAAUAGAGAAAGCAGUUGGAGAUGUAGGAAGCUUAGUCAAGAGUAGGUUUCGCCGUAAAAAGGUGUUGAUUGUUCUUGAUGAUGUUGAUCACCUUGACCAGCUAAAGGCAUUAGCUGGAUCACAUGAUAGGUUUGGCGAAGGCAGCCGAAUAAUAAUCACAACUAGAGAUAGUCAUUUAUUAAAUGCUCACAAAGUAAAUGUGAUAUACAAUAUUAGUUUGUUAAAUGACGACGAGGCUUAUAAUCUCUUUUGCAAGCAUGCACUUGGGCAUGGUAGACGCAUAGAAGAUUAUGAGAUGCUGUCAAAAGAUGUGGUUUCUUAUGCUGGUGGGCUCCCGUUAGCACUUAAAGUUCUGGGUUCAUUUCUCUGUGACAAAGACAUAAGUGAAUGGAUGAGUGCCUUGGCCAGACUAAAAGAUGUCCCAGAUACUGAUAUUGUGGAAAAGCUAAAGAUUAGUUACGAUGGACUUAAACCGAUGGAGAAAGAGUUGUUCCUAGAUAUUGCAUGUUUUUUUAGGGGAGAAGAUAAAGAUAAGGCAAUGCUGGUGCUUGAUGCUUGUGGUUUUCAUCCUAUCAUUGGGGUAAAGGUGUUGAUACAAAAGGCUCUGAUAACUGUGGCACCAGGAAUCAUUUCGUCAAUAGAAGUGUUUGAAAUGCACGAUCUGUUACAAGAAAUGGGACACUACAUCGUUCAAGGAGAAAACCCUAAAAAUCCUGAAGAACACAGCAGGGUUUGGCAGAGGGAGGCUGUUCUGAACAUAUGUCAUAUGGAUGCAACAAUGAGAAAUAACAGGAUUGCUGCAUUACAAAUAGGAUGGCAUCAGGACAAGCUUCCUCCUAUCCUUCCUGAGCUUGUUGCUAACAUGAAGAAACUUCGGUGGAUUUCUUGGGAUGGAUAUGCAGCAACUUCAUUGCCAAGAGCAUUUCAACCAAAGAAGCUUUGUUAUCUAAAAUUGGAAUACAGCUUGGUAGAGCAACUAUGGGAGGGUUAUAAGCAUCUACCAAACUUGAAAGUGAUCGACAUCAUUGAUUCAGAUCUAGUUAGGACACCGGAUUUUGACGGACUUCCAUGUCUUGAAAGGUUCAAACUCAGCAUGUGUCCCAGUUUAAAAGAGAUUCAUCCCUCAAUUGGAUAUCAUGAAAGGCUUGUUUUCCUGCACAUUGACGAGUGUCCAAGCCUUACAAUUUUUCCACCCAUCAUCAGGAUGAAAAAUUUGGAGGCUCUAUGGCUCUGGGAUUGCACUCAACUUCAAAAGUUCCCGGAUAUCCAAAUGAACAUGGACAAAUUGGUAAAGCUUAAUUUAAGAGGAAGUGGGAUUGAAAGUCUACCCUCAUCAAUUGGAAAAUAUUGCACCAACCUUGUUUCUCUUAAUUUGAUCGAGUGUAGAUGUCUACAGAGUAUUGAAAGCAACUUCCGUCUCUUAAAACAUUUGAAAGAGCUUCGUCUCAAGGGUUGUGAUCAACUUAACAACAUGCCAGCGGAGGGCCUCUUUGAUGUAGAAUGUCGUUUACAGCUGCUUUCUUUAUCUGACAUACCCUUCAAGAUUCUUCACCAAGGUGUGGUAAGCAUGAAGCUUCUUGGCUUUCCAAGUUCCUUAAGAAGGUUGGACCUUAGUGACUGCAAUUUGGUAGAUGGAGACAUCUUCUCUAUUUUUCAUGAGGAAUUAUCCAACUUACAAGCAUUAGACCUAAGUAGAAAUGGUUUCUCCCGGUUGCAUUCCAGCCUCUCACAACUUCCUCGUCUCAAAUUUCUCAACCUAACAUGGUGUCGAAACCUUGUAGAAUUACCGGAUCUCCCAUCAAGCAUAUCUAUUAUCGUCGCAGAAGGGUGUGACUCACUUGACAUUGUAGGAGAUUUUCCAACAAACCUUAAAUGGUUGUGGAAAGUCUCACUUUCAGUAAGCAAUAUGUUGGGUGACAAUGGUAACAGAAUUCUACAAUCCAUGCUUCAGGGAAAUGCCGUUGAAGAUUACUUUAUCAGUCUCUGUUUUUACCGUAACUGUACUUACAAUAUUCCAAUAAGAGGCUUUGAAAGGGCAACGUUUAUGUUAGAGCUUCCAUGGAAUUGGUACAAUGAAUGCAGUGGAUUCUUAAUAUACGCUAAUUGGCGUUUCCUUGAGGGUAGCGUAAUUACUAUGAAGGAUGUAAUGGGUGGGGAAGAUGAAGAUGAUGUUUUGGAGGUAUCUUACGAAGAAGAUGAGAGAAGUAAGAUGGGGUAUAGCAUUUGCUAUAUACCCUUGGGUUCAUUGAGGAACACCUCAUGGUGGAAUUCAACACGUACUACCAUUUCAUUUUCCUUCCAUGGUUACGUAAAAGUCGAACUUGUUCCUAGGAGAAGUCAACGUGAUGAUUUAGUAGAAAGGGCAAAAGAUACAACGAAUUCCGUAGAAUUUUGGGAUGAGGAACAUAGAGAGAACAAGACAUUUAACAUCAUACAUGAUUCAAAGUCCUCUAUCAAGAUUCGAUGGUUUCUUGGUGCUUUUACAGACCUGUUCUACACUAUCUGAUAUACAUUUUUUACCGUUGUAGCAUAAUCGCUUUGAUUCGUGGAUACAAGAAAAAACAAAGAAAGAAAAGAUUAUA
Messenger RNA from Cynara cardunculus var. scolymus (artichoke), 3385 nucleotides. Its product is annotated as TMV resistance protein N-like. Bases 1 to 3309 code for a protein of 1102 amino acids. The transcript is spliced from 5 exons. The record is from RefSeq and is a predicted model, not a curated record. NCBI's taxonomy places the organism in Eukaryota, Viridiplantae, Streptophyta, Magnoliopsida, Asterales, Asteraceae. Gene Ontology annotation, molecular function: ADP binding; protein binding. Gene Ontology annotation, biological process: defense response; signal transduction.